CUCUCUCUAUCACUCUCAUUCCUUAACAAGAGAAGAUGGCUAAGAAGAAGCAUGUUUUGAAGGAAGAUGAAGAAGAUGGUUCCAACAGCAAACAAGUCUCUCGACCUGACUUCCCUCCUGACUUUGUCUUUGGUGUUGCGACUUCUUCCUACCAGAUUGAAGGAGGCUGCAAGGAGGGUGGCAGGGGUGCAAGCAUAUGGGACGUUUUUGCACACACCGAAGGAAAAAUUAUUGAUGGAAGCAAUGCUGAUGUGGCAGUGGAUCAUUACCACCGAUACAAGGAAGACAUCGACCUUAUAUCUGAGCUGGGGUUCCGUGCUUACAGAUUUUCCAUAUCAUGGCCUCGUAUCUUCCCAGAUGGUUUGGGAACCAAAGCGAAUGAAGAGGGAAUUGCUUUCUACAACAAAGUGAUUGAUGCCCUUCUUGAAAAGGGUAUCAAGCCCUAUGUGACUUUGCAUCAUUGGGAUCUUCCAUUGCAUCUUCAUGAUUCAAUGGGGGGGUGGUUAAAUAAGCAAAUUGUAGAAUACUUUGCUAUCUAUGCAGAUACUUGCUUUGCACAUUUCGGAGAUAGAGUCGAGACCUGGACUACUAUAAAUGAGCCACUGCAUAUUGCUGUGGGAGGAUAUGAUACUGGAACAUCUGCUCCUGGUAGAAGCGAAAAUUCAUCAGCAGAAACAUAUUUAGCUGCACACCAUAUGAUUUUGGCGCAUGCUGCGGCUGUUUCCGUAUACCAUAGCAAGUACAAGGAUAAGCAAGGGGGCCAGAUAGGAAUAGUGCUGGAUUGUGAAUGGGCAGAGGCUAAUUCAGAUAAAUUGGAGGACAAAUGUGCUGCAGUUAGGCGUGUUGAAUUUCAGCUUGGAUGGUUCUUGCACCCAUUGUAUUUUGGCGACUAUCCUAAAAGCAUGCGUGAGCGACUCAGGGAUCAGCUUCCAGAGUUCACAGAGGAAGACCAGGAGUUACUUAGUAGCUCCAUGGACUUUGUUGGUCUAAAUCAGUAUACGUCAAGGUUAGUAUCUCAUGCAGCGGAGAGUGCUGAAGAAGGUCAUUUUCACAAAGCGCAACAGAUUGAGAAAAUUGUGGAAUGGGAAGAUGGCGACAUGAUUGGUGAAAAGGCAGCAUCAGACUGGCUCUAUGUUGUUCCUUGGGGCAUGCGGAAGGUUCUCAAUUACAUAGCAGAUACAUACAGUAAUUUGCCAAUAUAUAUCACUGAGAAUGGUAUGGACGAUGAGGAAAAUGACACUGCCCCUCUCCAUGAGAUGCUUGAUGACAAACUGAGGGUUCGUUUUUACAAAGGAUACCUUGCCGCCGUUGCUCAAGCAAUCAAGGAUGGAGUAGAUGUGAGGGGAUUUUUUGCAUGGUCAUUGCUGGACAACUUUGAGUGGAGUCAUGGCUACACCAAGCGCUUUGGUUUGGUAUAUGUGGAUUACAAAAAUGGCCUCACUCGGCAUCCUAAAUCAUCUGCAAUUUGGUUCAAGCAGUUCUUGAAAGGUGAAGGAAGUAACAAGGACAAUGAAGAAUGAUAGCAGAUACAGUAACUGCCAGCCACCAAUUACUCAGUACUUCAACAUGUUCAUCUGGAUGCUCAUAAUUUGAGCAAAUAAAGCUUGUGGACCUUUUUCUUUUCUCAGUUAUAUCUUUGAAUAAAUGGGGCUGGCGAUUAUUUAUCCGCCAUCACGCACUCCUCCUGUAAUUGUUUCUGGUUAUAUAAAUUUAACAUGCUCUA
Theobroma umbraticum is the source of this 1723-nucleotide messenger RNA. Its product is annotated as beta-glucosidase 42-like. Lineage: Eukaryota; Viridiplantae; Streptophyta; Magnoliopsida; Malvales; Malvaceae. The record is from RefSeq and is a predicted model, not a curated record. Gene Ontology annotation, biological process: cellulose catabolic process. Gene Ontology annotation, molecular function: beta-glucosidase activity.